AUGCGAAAUGGAAAGCGAUAACUGACCAAAUCAAGAAAGACGUGGAGGUGUAUAAGCCCUGUGUAAAGGAGAACUGCAGCUGCCACCGGAGUGUCUUGGAGCAGGACCUGGCUCCUUUUCGAGGUGGCAUUUCCAAGGAGAUGAUGUCAGAUGUGGUGAGCCGGAAGCUUGGGACACACUACCAGAUCAUUAAAAACAAAUUAUACCGUGAGCAGGACUGCUUGUUCCCUGCAAGAUGCAGCGGAGUUGAGCACUUCCUUCUGGGGAUCAUUGACCACCUCCCUGACAUGGAAAUGGUGAUCAACGUGCGAGACUACCCCCAGGUCCCCAAGUGGAUGAAACCCAUCAUCCCAGUCUUCUCCUUCAGUAAGACAGCUGAAUACAAUGACAUCAUGUAUCCUGCCUGGACGUUUUGGGAAGGAGGACCAGCUGUUUGGCCAAUUUACCCAACAGGUUUAGGGCGCUGGGACCUCAUGAGAGAAGACCUCAAAAGAUCUGCAGAAAAAUGGCCAUGGAUGAAAAAAAUCUCUAAAGGAUAUUUCCGAGGAUCCAGGUGA
Molecule: messenger RNA, 557 nt
Organism: Apaloderma vittatum (bar-tailed trogon)
Lineage: Eukaryota; Metazoa; Chordata; Aves; Trogoniformes; Trogonidae
Product: protein O-glucosyltransferase 1-like
Exons: 5
Biological process (GO): protein O-linked glycosylation; positive regulation of Notch signaling pathway
Cellular component (GO): endomembrane system
Molecular function (GO): UDP-xylosyltransferase activity; UDP-glucosyltransferase activity
Source: RefSeq, a predicted model, not a curated record